Acanthopagrus latus (yellowfin seabream) is the source of this 2141-nucleotide messenger RNA. RefSeq names its product SET domain containing 7, histone lysine methyltransferase (gene setd7). The transcript is spliced from 8 exons. The coding region runs from base 121 to 1377 and encodes 418 amino acids. The record is from RefSeq and is a predicted model, not a curated record. NCBI's taxonomy places the organism in Eukaryota, Metazoa, Chordata, Actinopteri, Spariformes, Sparidae. Gene Ontology annotation, biological process: regulation of DNA-templated transcription. Gene Ontology annotation, molecular function: histone H3K4 monomethyltransferase activity; protein binding. Gene Ontology annotation, cellular component: chromosome.
ACCACCACCCAGAAGAGGGACUGCAUUAUUACAAGAUUAAUAAUAUAGAUAGCCUUGUUUAAAAUCAUUUUAACAAAUUAAAUAAAUUCAGGCCCAAUUAAAAUAUGUGCCAAUUCAUGUAUGAGCGAUUAUUUGACGACACAGAGUUCAAAUGUGAUUAUUUCACAUUUGAACUCGGUUGUCACAUCAUGCUCUGCUCAUGACGCCCCAUGGGUGACAGGAACAGCAGUCAGCGCUGUGGUGUGGUCAGCAGCCUCCUGCAGCAUGGACAGCGAUGAUGAAAACAUAGAAGAGGCCGUCGAAGGUCCACUGGAUGAAGAUGGUCAGCCACAUGGGUUCUGCACAGUUACCUACUCAUCUAGCGAUCGUUUUGAGGGACACUUCACCCACGGAGAGAAGAAUGGCAAGGGCAAGUUCUUCUUCUUCGAUGGAAGCACCCUGGAAGGUUUCUAUGUAGACGAUGCUCUGCAGGGCCAGGGGAUAUAUACAUAUGAAGAUGGGGGCGUCCUCCAUGGGACGUAUGUGGAUGGUGAUCUGAACGGGCCUGCUCAGGAGUUUGAUGGAGAGGGGCACCUGGUGUUCAAGGGCCAGUACAAAGACAACAACCGCUGUGGGGAAUGCUGGGUCUACUACCCUGAUGGAGGGUGUGUGUUUGGAGAGGUGAAUGAGGAUGGGGAGAUGACCGGUGAAUCUGUAGCCUACAUCUACCCUGACAGACAGACGGCUCUCUAUGGAAGCUUUGUGGACGGGGAGCUAAUCGAGGCUCGCCUCGCCACCCUGAUCUCAAAUGAAAGUGGAAGGCCACGCUUUGAAAUCACACCCAACAGUCCUUUGUACUCGUAUGACAAGUCUACAUCCACCUGUAUUGCGACUCACACUCUGCUUCCUGACCCUUAUGAGAGCCAAAAGGUGUUUGUGGCAGACUCUCUGAUUAAAGGAGCAGGACAGGGCCUGUUUGCCAAGACAGAUGCUGAGACUGACACUGUGAUGGCUUUUUACAAUGGAGUACGCAUCACACACUCUGAGGUGGACAGCAGAGACUGGGCACUGAAUGGGAACACAAUCUCAUUGGAUGAGGAUACAGUGAUCGAUGUCCCGCCACCAUUUGAGCUGACGGAGAGAUACUGUGCCUCUCUGGGUCACAAGGCAAAUCACUCCUUCACCCCCAACUGCAAAUAUGACCCGUUUGUCCACCCUCGUUUUGGGCCUAUCAAGUGCAUCCGAACCAUUAGGGCUGUGCAGAAAGACGAGGAGCUAAUGGUUGCUUAUGGAUAUGAUCAUGAGCCAACGGGAAAGAACGGGCCUGAGGCUCCUGAUUGGUACAAGCAGGAGCUGAAGGAGUUCCAGCUGCGACAAGGGCCUCCAACUAGCCAAUAAGAACACAGAAGUCCUCUGGACAAUAAACCUCCCCUCUACCUGUGCUACAUCCUCACAAGACUCUUGCAGCAUUAUGAUAUCCCCUGCGACUGCAUACCACACUGUAGAUAUUUGAAAAGUUCCUGUGCUUCAUAUGGUAUUCAAAUAGAAUACUGCUUGAGCAAUUCAGUGUGAAUGAAGGUCUUGGGAGGUCCAAGGCCAAAGAAACACAAGAACUAUGCAAGAAACCAAAUGUUAUUGGAGGAGACAUGCCUCUGGCCUGAGAUGCUGUUCUGAUUUUAUCACUGUCCCUUCACAUAUAACUCAUAUGGGAAAUAAGAUUUACAUCCUCAUGGUGCUUAUACAUCUAGGACAUGAUUAAAAACUAUUGCCAUUUUACUCAGUUUUUACUUGUGUUACACAGUGGAUGCAGUUUAAUGAGCAGGGCUGUCCUCAAGUGUUGAAUUUAACACUUUAAACAGUUUAGCUCACACAUAAUUGAACUAAUUCAACAAGCCCAAUUCAUACAUUUUAAAUCAUACUUUAUAGCCUAUUCACCUAGUAAACCGUAACAAUCACAGUGACUAAUUUAUUUAGAAUAUCUGAAUUGGUAAAGAACUGUAUUUCCUGAGCUUUGAAGAGGUGAUUUGUAAUGUAAGCAUACAUGUGGAAAAUAAUGGAUGGUCUCCCAAUACAGGAAAGACCUACAGUGAGCCUGCUGCACUUUUCUAACCUAAUAUAUCUGUGUUCAUAACCUACAAAAUAAAGUCCAGCAUAAAAAUCAA